Molecule: messenger RNA, 1001 nt
Organism: Rhodofomes roseus
Lineage: Eukaryota; Fungi; Basidiomycota; Agaricomycetes; Polyporales; Fomitopsidaceae
Exons: 6
Coding region: 72-638 (188 amino acids)
Biological process (GO): mitochondrial respiratory chain complex I assembly
Cellular component (GO): membrane
Source: RefSeq, a predicted model, not a curated record
UACGAGUGUGGCUUUUUUACCUUCUACCAUCAUGUUACUCCGCCUGCAAGAUUGAAACCCGCGAACAGACGAUGUCAUUCCUACGCCGACUAUUUGAUAGGCUUAGGAGGCCUACGUAUCUCAUAGGCAGAGACCUCGAAGGGAACAAGUACUACGAGUAUCCGAGCGUCUCCGAUGAAAUGAGACGAACGAAACGUGUGGUGAAGUACAGGGAAGGAGCGGACAUGCUGACCUACGUGGCCGGGAAGAGACGUCUUCCAGUUCAAUGGACAGCGUGGCUCACGCACACGAGGCUCCAUCCACCAGCACUCGAGGAGCUCCAUGCUGACCUGGAGCGGCAGAGACGUGUCCAGUACAACGCGGCUUUGAUUGAAGCGCGCGACCGCGAGGAACGCGUCCAGCAGCUCAGAAUGGCCUCUGCAAGUCAAGGUGUUAUGGAUGGGGCUACAAACUCCCCAGCUCUGGAGGCUACAAAGCAGGAGGAUGCGGCGAGCCUGGUACAGCCUGCAGGUCAUCCGCCCUCCGCCUCCGACGUCUCUGUCACAAAGAAAGCACCCCAGCAAGCUCCGCCCGAUUACCCUGCUCCGGUGUCAGACGAGCCUCAGGAGUGGAGUCCUCGUACAGUUCGGAGGGGCUAAUACCUGCGCAGUUCUCGUCCUGUAACGAGCCUAGAGUCUACUACUAUCACUCAUAUCACGUUGGCACCAUGCCUGUCGAGGCGUGGAGUAAGCAACUCUGUGCCGUUAUUCACUUGGCCAAUUCGAAUGUGAUGUGCGCGGCAUCGCUGGCGCGCUGGCCUCGGCCCCGUGUCGAUGCUUGACGCAAGUACUGCCGUGUCCAUGCUACUUCGUUCAUGGUAGCCGCCUUGCUGAUUCAAUCGGGAGGACCAAUCGAUCAGGGUUGAGAAUACGGUCAAGCUUGUGUUAGUGGAGUUCCUCGCCCUGUGCGCAAAUCUCAUACUGUACCGCAGAUUGAGACAGUAAUGUCGUAUUGGCUAACAU